AGAUUUCUUAUUUUAAUUAGAAUCAGUCGGAUUUGUCAGAUGAAGAGCUAAAUGAUGAUCUUUUACAGAGUGAUAAUGAAGACGAAGAAAAUUUCAGUUCUCAGGGUGUCACAGUUAGUCUUAAUACCACAUCUGGCAUGGUUGCAUCAUUUGAACUGUCUGACAACACUAAUGACCAAUCUGGAGAACAGGAAUCUGAGUAUGAACAAGGAGAAGAUGAACUAGUUUAUCACAAAUCUGAUGGAUCAGAAUUGUAUCCUCAAGAGUACCCAGAAGAAGGACAGUAUGAAGGCCACGAUGCUGAGUUGACGGAAGACCAAAUAGAAUAUGUGGAAGAGCCAGAGGAAGAGCAACUUUACACUGAUGAAGUGUUAGACAUCGAAAUCAAUGAACCUUUAGAUGAAUUUACAGAUGAAGAAUACUUACAGGCUUAUGGUGGGCAACAAGGGCUGCAAGAGCAGGAAGACUAUGUUGCUGAAGAUGAAUUAGAUGAGAUUACUGAUUCCCAGGUUGCUCCUGAAACUGAAGAGGGAGGUAUGGAAACUUUGGAACUUCAGAAAGACAUAAAAGAAGAAUCAGAUGAAGAAGAAGAUGAUGAUGAAGAAUCUGGACGAUUACGUUUCAAAACCGAAAGGAAAGAAGGAACAAUUAUUAGGCUCUCAGAUGUCACUAGAGAGAGAAGGAACAUUCCAGAAACUUUGGAGCUUUCAGCAGAGGCCAAAGCGGCAUUACUUGAAUUUGAAGAAAGAGAGCGACAGCAUAAACAGGGACGCUAUGGCUCCAGGCGGGGAGGACGGCGAGGAGGCCCGUUGAUGUGUCGUGGCAUGGGGGACCAGAGGAGAGAGAGCAGUGACAGGGCCAGGAUGAAGGACCACAGACCCGCGCUGCUUCCUGCACAGCCUCCCGUCGUGACUCAUUCUCCAAGAUUAAUUCCUCCUCCACAGCCACAGCCGCCCCCUCCACCACCGCCGCCUCCUCCUCAGCAGCAGCCGAUUCGAAGUCUGUUCCAGCAGCAGCAGCUACAGCCUCUGCUUCCCUUGCAGCAUUCGCAUCACCCCUCCCCGCCUCAGGGAAUGCACAUGCCGCCCCAGAUUGAGACCCCAAGAAUAAUGAUGACCCCUCCUCCUGUGACUCCACAGCAGCCCAAGAACAUACAUAUCAACCCGCACUUCAAAGGGACGGUGGUAACUCCUGUUCAAGUGCCCUUGCUGCCAGUUCCGAGCCAGCCAAGACCUGCCGUGGGACCCCAGAGAUUCCCAGGUCCUCCAGAAUUUCCACAGCAUACACCUGGACCUGUUCCCAACAAUUUUAGCCAGCCGCCCCGGCUUCCUCUCCAGGACCAAUGGAGAGCCCCACCCCCGCCUCAGGAGCGAGAUCCUUUCUUUUUAGGAGUUUCAGGUGAACCAAGGUUCCCAAGUCAUCUUUUUCUGGACCAGCGAAGUCCCCCUCCACCACCACCGCCUCCCACGCUUCUUAACAGUAGCCAUCCUGUUCCUACUCAGAGUCCUUUACCAUUCACUCAGCCAGGACCAGCAUUUAAUCAGCAAGGACAGCAACCGGUGUUCCCAAGAGAGAGGCCCGUAAGACCGGCCCUGCAGCCUCCGGGUCCAGUGGGGAUCCUGCACUUUAGCCAGCCAGGGUCAGCAACCACACGGCCUUUCAUUCCUCCUAGACAGCCCUUCCUGCCUGGCCCAGGACAGCCGUUUCUGCCCACACAUGCACAGCCUAAUCUGCAGGGGCCCUUGCAUCCUCCAUUGCCCCCUCCACAUCAGCCUCAGCCUCAGCCUCAGCAGCAGCAAGCUCAGCAGCAUCAGCAGCAGCCCCAGCACCACCAGCACCAGCCCCCACCCCAGCACCCUCCCCCGCACCAGCCCCCGCCCCCGCACCCACCGCAGCACCAGCCUCAGCAGCACCAGCACCACCACCACUUGGCAGUGCCUCCCCCUCCUCUGAUGCCCAUGGCUCAGCCACAGUUCAGGCCGCAUGUGCAGACAGCUCAGCCUCAGUCAAACAGCAGCCGGAUGCAGUGCCCCCCGCGCCAGGGGCUAAGGCACAAUACAGCAUCUCAGAAUGUCACCAAACGUCCGAUGCAGCAAAUGCAGCCCACUGCUCCAAGAAACAGUAAUUUGCGUGAGUUACCCAUAGCGCCAUCACACGUUAUAGAGAUGAGCAGCAGUCGUUGCUCCACCACACCUUCAGCUCAAGUGAAACCUAUUGUCAGCACGUCGCCACCAGCGAGGGCAGUGGCAGCUUCCAGGAACUCACAGGGAAUGACUGAAGUGAAAGUCAAGCCAGUUAGCCCUGUGGCUCAACCUAAAGAAGAAGCAAAAGCGGAAACAGAGUUUCCUGAUGAAGAUGAGGAAACAAGAUUAUAUCGCUUGAAGAUAGAAGAGCAGAAACGCCUCAGAGAAGAAAUUCUGAAACAGAAAGAGUUGCGACGGCAGCAGCAGGCAGGGGCCAGGAAGAAGGAGUUACUAGAGAGACUCGCGCAGCAGCAACAGCAGCAGCAGCAGCUCUACGCACCUCCAUCCCCCAUAGAGCAGGAGGAGCAGGCAUCUUCACCGUCACCCACCAAUGGGAACCCACUGUUGCCCUUCCCAGGUGCACAGGUCAGACAGAAUGUGAAAAACAGACUUCUUGUUAAAAGCCACGAUGUCACUGUUUCACAUAUUCAGCCCAAAACAUCAAAUUUUGUACCGUCUGGUACCAACAUGCAGUAUCAAGGACAACAUAUGAAACCCCUGAAACAUUUGAGACAGGCCAGAACAGUCCCUCAAAGUCAAACUCAGCCGCUGCAUAAAGUACUCCAGAUAAAGCCUGUAGACGUGGAGGAACCAGCUGCCCCCCAGGCUACCCGGGUGGCAUCCAUUCAGGGCCGGCCUCAGGACAUGAAGCCUGGCGUGAAAAGGACUGUCACGCACAGGGCAAACAGUGGUGGUGGAGACGGGCCCCACGUCAGCUCCAAGGUCAGGGUGAUUAAGCUGUCAGGCGGGCAGGGAGGAGAGAGUGAUGGCUUUUUUCACCCGGAAGGCCAGCCCCAGCGGCUUCCUCAGCCUCCAGAAGGGGGACCGCAGCCUGCCCGCAAGGUGACAUUGACCAGAGGGGGCCUCCAGCAGACCCCACACCCACCAGUGGGGCCCCACACGCACUCAGCUGUCCCUCCAGGGAUCAAAAGCAUCCAAGGAAUUCACCCGGCAAAGAAGGCCAUCAUGCAUGGACGAGGCAGAGGAGUGGCGGGUCCCAUGGGCCGUGGGCGCCUGAUGCCCAACAAGCAGAACCUGCGGGUGGUGGAGUGCAAGCCUCAGCCCUGCGUGGUGUCUGUGGAGGGGCUGUCCUCCUCCACCACGGACGUCCAGCUGAAGAGCCUGCUGAUGUCGGUGGGACCCAUCCAGAGUUUACAGAUGCUUCCCCAGCAACGGAAAGCCAUAGCUAAGUUCAAGGAGCCAGCCCACGCAUUAGCAUUUCAGCAGAAAUUCCACAGGCAUAUGAUAGAUUUGUCACACAUAAAUGUGGCCCUGAUUGUGGAGUGACUCCUCAAGGGAGAGCCAGACAUCUGCUGUGAAUACACUUUGGAAUUCUUCAAGGAAGCUCCGACUGGCCAUAGAAUCCCCAGGAGUGGAAGUCUCUCCGGCUGCAGGCUUGCUAACUGUUGUCCAAGCGCCAGCCAGCCACAGGGUUGAUCCCAGAAGAGCUGGACUUAGAGGAGCAGCAGGCUGGAGUUGGUAUUAGAUUGCUUCAGGUUCUGUUGCCACCACCAUGAACUCCAAGUUUCUCAUUUUCUUUUGUUUUCAAAGUUCUUGCAAUGCAUGUAGACAUCGUUCUUCAUGAUCUGACUGUAUGAUCGAUCACAGUGACUUAGAUUCAGGAAAGAACAUUAACAUCACAAAUUCUAAGUAUUUUUCACAGCAAAGAAUAUUUGAUAAUGGUUGCACUUAUCUUCAGUGCAGGCUAGGAAAAGAGUUUUCUCAACCAAGCUUAACUUGAGUCAUCUUCUCAGAAAGCCCUCAAAAGGCUCUUGUAAAAGCAUAGAUUAAAAUUCGGGUGAUUAUUGAUUGACGUUUGCAUAUCCUGGAAAGCCAGGGUAUGAGUGGGUGGUUGGGAGUGGUGCCGAUUGAACGGCGGAUUCUGCUUCUUGUCACUAUCUCAAAAGCACCAAUUGGGUGUUCCUAGUUUCAGGGUAAACAUACCUACUCCUUUAUACUCUUUUCCCAAACAAGGCAGGCAUGCUGGACAAGCCCAUGGCACGGCCUCGGCUUAGAGCAGGGGUCUGUGAUGCCUCAGUGGCAGCCCUCUGACCUCAUUCCCACCGCCUGAGGUGGAGGAACAGCUUGAAGGUGGAACAGACCAAUCUUGUUUUUUUCCCGUUUUUAAAUGCAGCCCGAGGUGGCAUAUUAAUGUCACUGGCUAUAUCUGACGUGCUAUGGGAACCUGGUGGUCAUUACUUUGAUUGCCUCCUGUUUUUGAAGGCCACUGGAGCAGGAACUACCCUGUCCUUAAGCAGAAAUUAUUCAUCCUGGCGUGCCGUGGCCCAUGGAGUAUGGUGUGAGGAUGACUGUCUUUCAGGGACAGCAUAACACAAAACACAAUGUGUCUUGUGUCAUUGUUGAAACCGUAUUUUCUAGUUCUGGUAGGUUCCUUUAGGUGAGGCUUAAUGCUCCAUGAAAGCUACCUGUUCUGGGCAAACACUGGAAAAGUGCCUUACUGUAUUUCUGCUCAUGAAAGAGUUUCACUGUUUUGGAUAUAUUCUAAAGUGGACCUCAACUAUUUGAGCAAAUAAUACUAGGGCAUACUCAGACUUUUUAGCUGUAUUUUAUACCUACGAUUUCAUGUAACAUUUACUAAUAGAAUUAAGGAAAAUAGAAGCCUGUUAUCACUUAUGCCUCUGGAGGGAGCGAACCCUAGUCCUUGUUAGCUUCUCUAAGGAAGGGGCUAAGGAGAUGGGUAUGAGACUUGAAUCAUCUAUUUCCACGGUGACAUUUUAUAUGACUUUUUCAAAUUCAGUUACCAAAACAAUAUUAAAAACUGAAGGAGGCCUUUCCAGGCUCUGUGAGCCUUUCUGUAGCUUUAACUCUAAAAUGACGUUGUGUGCUUAAGAGUAACACUGCAGGGCAUUGUUGAACAGUGGGUCCCAGGAAACAGUGGCACUUUGAGUAUGUGCUAGAGCCCUGCAGCUAUAGUGCCACCACCCCUGCUCCAACCCACCGAAUGUGGGGUCGUAGGUCAGCCUUGCCUCACGAUGCCCGCAGGAGGGUGUCCAGGUGACAGGUCUGUGUGCCUGUCUGCAGGUUCACACGGCUGUCACUGCCCGCUAAUUUCUUCUUUUAGAGACAAAUGUGUUUGUGUAUUUAAAAGUGUGGCUUAUCUGUCUCAGUCCACAGGGAGC
Messenger RNA from Carlito syrichta (Philippine tarsier), 5383 nucleotides. RefSeq names its product RNA binding motif protein 33 (gene RBM33). Gene Ontology annotation, molecular function: RNA binding. Bases 138 to 3530 code for a protein of 1130 amino acids. Lineage: Eukaryota; Metazoa; Chordata; Mammalia; Primates; Tarsiidae. The transcript has 16 exons. The record is from RefSeq and is a predicted model, not a curated record.